Molecule: messenger RNA, 7947 nt
Organism: Spirometra erinaceieuropaei
Lineage: Eukaryota; Metazoa; Platyhelminthes; Cestoda; Diphyllobothriidea; Diphyllobothriidae
Source: the annotation of a GenBank genome assembly
AUGCGCGUGAUUAACAAUGUCGGCGAGAUACCGCAUGCUGCUCAUAUCGCUCUAUUGAUGCAUUGCAGGUAGAGGUCGCAGCCACCCACUGUAAUAUACUUCUACCUCACAGCUAUGCCCAUUGAGAAAAGCUUGUUUUCUACGACAGAAAGAGGAUUGCCACUUCUGGUGUACUGAAUAAUGUCAAGUACUUUUUCCCAGACGCCUAGUUUUAGAGGUUCAGCAAUUUAAAUCCAACCUUUGGACUCGAAAUGAUGCUCCUCGGCAUAACUAAGGACCUUAUUGAAUUAAUCAAAAUGAGUGUACGUAUCAAUCAAAAAGUGUACGUAUAUCUGCAACUAUAUAGUUUGAUACUUGACAGUUCGACCUUCGUAAUCAACGUCAUCCGCAGCAGCUCCAUGUGAUGUGCCCAUCAGCGGUGACUUGCAUGUGAAUUUUUUUAGUGAAACAGUCUUACGCCCUCUUUCCCAGUUGCCGUGCUAGACGGCAAAACACAGUCAAGACCUCCGAAAAGAUGGAACUAUUCCCUUACGGAAAGGCCAGUGUGCCACUGAUCUUCCUACUACCGUGCCAAUCAUUCUUGACAUUCUUUGAGUAGGCUUAUCAGUCAUCUCUUGAGCAUUCCACUCCCAUGCUACGUAAAGAGUGUUUGCGUGACUUCACGCAGUAGAAAAUGGAGUUGUCAUAUCUUGUGGUUUGCACAAUCUGCGGCUUGUAUAAUAUGUCAAAAAUCAGAAACUGAAUGGACUUUCGGAACGAUUGGACGUGAACAUCAGAUGGAAGAAGUUUGAAUAACGUUUUUGUGGGGUGCAUUUCGGAGUAUAGACCUGAUUUCUCCAAUAUACAGCAUUAUUUUACUGUCCAAAAGUAACUCCUCCCUGGCGUUCUACCGCAGUUUUUAACGUUAACAUGGUAUCAAUAAUAACUGAAUUUUGACGCCGUUCGCAUGAAUCAUCUUAUUGUGUGGUUCACUGGGUUAUUAGAAAUGACAUUUCCAAUGCAUUCUGCUGUUGCGUAAUAUUACACUAGCACUUUUUCUGGGAACAAGUCUGUGCCGAGGUUCCGCAUUCGGUUGUGGGGGCUUUUUUCGUUUUCCUGAUUGAAAUUUCAAAGAACCGCUUGCUAUCUUUUGGACGGUGCUCUCAUUGGGUGUUUACCUCGUACCUUGGAUAUGCUCGACCAGUGUACAGUAGCCUGUUUUCAAGCGUAGUUUGCCCGUCCCAUGCAAGUUUGCCUCUUAGACGAAGCUGUUGUAUAUUGCCAACUCUGGCACUUGUGUCGUCUUUUUUUCGAACAAUCUUUGGAUGCCUUCCACCACAGGUAGAUUCAGAAUCACUAACUUUUUCCGACCUAGCAAUCCGUCUCAUCUCCACCGUCCCACCAUACCUUACUACUCUGUGAAUAUGGCGCUCAUGUUGUUUGCUAGCUGUGUCUUUAGGCCUUACGAAUUUGAUUUUUGUCGAUCUACUGUCUUUUAUCUGCAUGAUCUCAUUCAUUUCGGUUGUUGAAAAAUGCUGUCUGCAGACUUUGUGGACAGGCAUGAACGAAGUUCACUUUUAGGCAGGAUAGCAUUGCCGACAAAGACGAGGAGGACUAGCAUAGUCAUUUCUGGCUAAUUAACCGUCACCGGUCAGUCAAACCCGACCUUUGGUUUUUGCAGCCCCUGGGGCUCGAUCCCUCGACCUGUUGGUUAGAAGUCUAGCGCCCUAACCGCUGAGCAAUGGGCUCGUUUUCCUGUCAGUUGAGAGCGGGUAUAUACAGUGAGUAACUAAUCUUACUAAAUGUUGGUUGAAAUUCUGAAAUGCUUUCUCGAUUAGGAAGGAUUUUAAAUGUGUGAAAAUCCCCAUCACUAUAUUCAGAAGAGAGAGUGGCGAGUGAACGUUCCUUUCGGUAAAUUCUCAUCAGGCCAAUACAAUUACAUAGAGCGGGGUACAGUGAGUGAAACAAAAUCGAUAAAAGUUAGGUUUUAAAUUACAGGCUCGGCAAGAGCGGAAGGGCGCCGAAAGUUGUAUGGGGUUAGUCAACCUUUGACCACGGUAAGCGCGGAGCCUGAACCAGGUUCUUUUGGGCGCAUAGGGUCGGUUUUCGUAACCUUAUGGCGGCCGCUUCUGCUGUUGCUAGCAGGCGCUGGCCCAGUAGCUUAGGGUAGCUCGAGGGGACCUUGUAAAUCACACGAAAUGCUUCGGUGGGGUCCACACGAUGCCCUGAGUCCACUGCAUGCGCAAGGAUGGCGCUGUCUAUUCUCCUAGUUUCACCCUUUGCCAGCCAUGCGGGAAGGUGCUCUCGUAUUCUUUUGGAAAGGCGCCGACUCGUACGACCAAUAUAACCUGCUCCACAGGAGCAAGUGAAUGAGUAGAUGCACAUUGAGGCGGUCUGAGGUGGCAGCCUAUCCUUGCCUUCUCCGCGUAGAAUAGGGUUAGUGGAGAAUGAUAUGCGAACCCUUGCUGCUGGGAAGGUUCCCGAGACAGCUUGGUCAAGGCGUCUUCUUAGGAGUUCACUUGCAGCGUCUCCUUGGAAGGGGACUUUGAGGAACAACGUUUUCUUCUCGGCGGUUAGUGUGGUGGGUUUUGCAGGUCGUUCGGCAAGGUUCUUUGCAAUGAACCUGUGAGGAUACCCAUUUUCGCGAAGCAAGUCCUGGAUUUUUCUAAGUUCUUCCUCGAUACUAUCUGUCGAACAAAUUUUUCUAGCCCUUUGUGCCAAACACCUGACUAGAUUCCGUUUUUGUUGGAGAGGUACGAAACUAGCAAAGUUCGUGUAUUGUCCAGACCAGGUUUUCUUUCGAUAGACACUCCUUCGGAUGCUACCGUCAGAUCUCCUGUUUAGAAGGACAUCUAAGAAAGGAAGCGAACCAGCCGACUCCAUCUCCAACGUGAAUUUGAUCGACGGAUGUGCCUGAUUUGCAGCAUUUAGGAGGGCAGCGACGUCAGUUUCUGUGGUUGCAAUUGCAAAGAUGUCAUCAACGUAGCGACCAUAAUGUUUAAGCUUCUUGAUCUGAUCGCUUAGUUGAAAUCUCUCCAGCUUGCCCAUGAAGACGUCGGCUAAGAGGUUCGACAGAUAGUAUCGAGGAAGAACUUAGAAAAAAUCCAGGACUUGCUUCGCGAAAAUGGGUAUCCUGACAGGUUCAUUGCAAAGAACCUUGCCGAACGACCUGCAAAACCCACCACACUAACCGCCGAGAAGAAAACGUUGUUCCUCAAAGUCCCCUUCCAAGGAGACGCUGCAAGUGAACUCCUAAGAAGACGCCUUGACCAAGCUGUCUCGGGAACCUUCCCAGCAGCAAGGGUUCGCAUAUCAUUCUCCACUAACCCUAUUCUACGCGGAGAAGGCAAGGAUAGGCUGCCACCUCAGACCGCCUCAAUGUGCAUCUACUCAUUCACUUGCUCCUGUGGAGCAGGUUAUAUUGGUCGUACGAGUCGGCGCCUUUCCAAAAGAAUACGAGAGCACCUUCCCGCAUGGCUGGCAAAGGGUGAAACUAGGAGAAUAGACAGCUCCAUCCUUGCGCAUGCAGUGGACUCAGGGCAUCGUGUGGACCCCACCGAAGCAUUUCGUGUGAUUUACAAGGUCCCCUCGAGCUACCCUAAGCUACUGGGCCAGCGCCUGCUAGCAACAGCAGAAGCGGCCGCCAUAAGGUUACGAAAACCGACCCUAUGCGCCCAAAAGAACCUGGUUCAGGCUCCGCGCUUACCGUGGUCAAAGGUUGACUAACCCCAUACAACUUUCGGCGCCCUUCCGCUCUUGCCGAGCCUGUAAUUUAAAACCUAACUUUUAUCGAUUUUGUUUCACUCACUGUACCCCGCUCUAUGUAAUUGUAUUGGCCUGAUGAGAAUUUACCGAAAGGAACGUUCACUCGCCACUCUCUCUUCUGAAUAUAGGAAGGAUUUCUUAGGUGCGGUUGCAAAACCGAUUAUCUAACGACACAAUCCUAUAAUAUUUCGGACUCGGCAGGACGUCAGCUUUUGAAUGCACUGCCUUACAAUUUCCUGUAAAAACCGUACUCGGUAAGAAAUGACCACUUAAGUGGCAUGCACCUUUAACAUUGAUUUUCGAUAGUCGUGCAAAUGUUAUAGAAAUCAUGAACAAGAAUAUGCUUCCUUUCAGCCGUUUAAUAGAGAAUCAUGUCACGAUGAAGAAGGAUAAUUACGUUUUAAAAAGUUUUAUAAUUUCCGAAUAAUUCGGAGCCUGAUCAGUCGUUGCAUUAGCGCUCAGUGAUUUCAGUCUACAAGGUGCAUACGUUUACGUAAAGAAAAUCACAUAUUCUUCCAUGCCUUUAAAAAGAUAAUAUAUAAAGUCCGAGAACUUUUUCAAUGGAUGCGGACUCCGUCGCACAUUUCCCGAGGAGCAGUGGUAAACGGAGAGGUACGAUGCUGUAUGAAUGGACAUUGCACGGUCUUAAAAGUCUCAUAAUUAGAAACUUCUUUUUAAACCUAAUUAUCCUUCUUUCUCGUAUAUAAAGUAUAACGGUGACGUUAUUCUUUAUCAAACGACUGAAAGAAAGCAUAUCAUUGUUCAUGAUUUCUAUGAAGUUUGCGAGACCAUCGAAAAUCAAUGAUAUGCUUUUACAGGAGAUUGUAAGGCAGUGCAUUCAAAGGUUGACGUCCUGCCGAGUACGAAAUAUUAUAGGAUUGUGUUGCUAGAUAAUCAGUUUUGCAACCGCACCUAAGUUAUCCUUCCUAAUCGAGAAUGCGUGUCAAAAUUCCAGUCAACAUUUCGUAAGAUCUGUCACUCACUGUACAGUGGCAUAGGGACGCUCACUGAUCACGACUGACAGGACAGCGUAAAAAUUUCACACCAUUCUCUUCGCUGUUGGGAAGAUUUCAUUUAACGCUCAUACAAUUUUGCAAUGGGUGUGGACCAUGAUGUGUACCAUAUAAGUAGAAUUCAUAAAUGUGCUGAUGUGGUACUGUAGAAUUGAACAUUUCAUGGUCCGAAAAUGUUAUAAUUAGGAACUUUUAAGGACGGAAUAUACCCCUUAGUUUGCCAGAGAGUUUGAAGAAAACGUAAUCCGCUACUGAAUGAGUGUAAAAAAGAAACGCUUGCUCAUAUUUUUUUUAUAAACUGUCUGAAUUUAUCAGGGCACGAAAAUCAAUUGGAAAAUUUCAUACUACAUAAGUAGUUACUUUUCGCAGAGUGAAGUUUUUACAGGCGGCCGAAAAUGAGCUCAUUCAGAGGUCAAAAUCUUGGCUUAAUCGAAAUAUUUUGCGAUUAUGCUGCACAAUAACUAACACUACAGCCCUUCUAAAAGGAUCUUUUCGAAUCGAAAUUAUAUUUCAGAAUUUCACUUAACAUUCCGUGAGAUAGCACGUGUAAAAGUUCAGUUGCAGUGUGUUCUAGUCUGCGCUCAUUGGGGCACCUGAUAUAGUGGCAACUGCCAUUGUCUUAACGUGUCCGCCGUACUGCAGUCAGUCCGCACCAUCGUACAAUCUUUACGGUCAGGGCGUCUGGGGGUGUUCCCAGCGAGGGCGAACAACCUUGUGUGACGGUAGGAUGUUGAUCAAAUGUGUUUUGCAUCUUUUGGCAACCGGCUGCAGGUUUUCAUUGACGACGGGGACAUUUUUCAGCGGUCACAUGAGCGAAUUCAUAUGAGAUUUAGUGUUUAUAAGUUUGGCAGCAAUUCUUAAAUAAUAUUUGCUAGUUGACAACCUAUUUAAUGCCCUCAGUUCAUAUUCCAUAAGCAACUUCAGUUCGGAAAUUCCAAAUUUACGGGUUCCGACUCAUAGUGCACUUAAUUGUCUUGUGUUCUGCUCUCUGCCGGCUUGCCUGUAAGUGACACUGGGUGCAUUUAGAUGUGCAUUAGAGAGCGUUUUGUCUAGGCCCGCGACUGUAAACUAAUUGUAAAUAUUCUUUCCGACGUCUACCAUCCACAGUGACUGAAAAUGACAGCAAACGUGGCUAGUCACAGCUAGUAAAUUUCCGCACUUUCAGACAUAUAACUUUGUAUGUUUAUUUGUGAAACGACUUCACUUUUCACUUAUAACUCGCAGGAUUGUGCUUUAAUUGGAAUAAAUCUCACCAUCCUUUGUUUUUAUUGCUCGGAAAAAUCACUGCAGAAUGCGGGAAGAGAACGCUGUGCAGAUGUCUCGCCCCCUCAUCCGACGUAUCCUUCAUCAGCUGACAGUUUUUCCCCACUCCCUUCUGAAAUCUCCCUCGAGGGAGGACAAUAACGAAGCUGGGGAAUUGAACCAAUUGGAAGUUCACUUCCCGAACGACCUUUCUUCCAACCCCGCUGAGGUCGGUCGCUCUGCCUGCACGAUGCCUUUCUUGCGUGGUGGAACGCAGAGUCUGAACUAUCGUCUCCGUACCCUGUGUGAGCGGUCUCCCGUUGAGGAAAUGACAAAUGCGCCCAUGAGGGGCACAUCUCGGGACAGAUAUGGCGAGCCGAGCGCCGUUGCUAUGUCGCUUCACUCGUCCCAGAAGCGUGUUGUAGACGGAACCUCUGUCCCCACUAGCGAAAACUGGGCUUGGGACCUCCACCGCACGGGACCUGGUGCCGAUUCUGCGGCUGCUGGCAAGUGGGAGAACUUUGGAAUUGCUAACUGGUGGGAGAAUGAGGCGAAGUCGGACUUCUUUGCAACCGCCCUAUACUCCUUUGCCACCGUGACCGACACAAACACCUCCGUCUACGAGACCGAGGACAAUAUGACCACGGAAGAUCUGGAGGAAUCGGAGUCUUUAGCGGGAGGCAGUGGAGUAACUAAUAACUACCGCAAUGCUGCGAGCGUGGAUAGGCCUGUGAUGGAAGGAGGAAAUUUCGAAUUUUUGCAAAUAGAUGGAGUCGAGCCCCUGGGUUCUGCCAUUUCUGAGGCGACAGCAACUGUAGAGAGACCAACUCUUUUGCCAGUGACACUUGGGACAUCAGACGGUGGCAAGGUUACACCUGAUUACAGCAUCCGUGUAUGUUUACAUUUCGUGGUUUUUAUCCUUAAGGUAAUGCAGCAUUUUCUUGCCUAUAUAUGCUGUCAAAUCGAAUCGCCUCCAGUCAUAGGUGAAGAGCAGACAAUCUCGGUAAGCCCGCACGUGUGCUUGCUGGCCCGUAACGGCUUGUUUGUGUGCAGUAUGUCCUUGGGUUCAGUAAAGUCCACGGUGUUCCCCGAAUACGUUUACUUCCACAUGUCGUCUGAAGAACAUUGUCUGCAUUCUGUUUAACCAACUGCAUUGUGUUACUGAGUCUACUGCCAAAUCCGCGGAUAAGAACACUGUUUCAAACUAAGUGUUAGGCUUUCUGAAGAAAUUGUCUUAUUUUUAGCAGCCUCUGCCUUCCCCUCAGGAUAGGCCGGAGGCAAAUUGCCAGAAAAUCGUGCUUUGGACGGAGAAUCAAGCUGGUUAGAUGGUUAAACUUGCCUCAGUAAAUUACGUGACGACGUUGAUCUGACAGUGUGUUAAACUUUUAGCUGCAUGGUCAUUAAAAUGACCUUAAGCACUGCUGUAACGUCCUGUGGUUUCGAGCUCUCACUCAACGGUGUACUGUGUGGAUUCUCAAAAGCAUUGUUAGGAAUAGUAAACUAAUCAGUUGGGCGCAACACUUGUACAACUUUCAAUAUCUCCGUCAUUUUUCAGAGUAAUCGACCGGCAGCAGAUGCACACUUGGCAACUCCUGUUAAUGAUGCUCCACCAGCUGUGCAUCCUUUAGACGCUGAUCAACCUACUUUUGAAAGAUUUUCCACGGUCAUACCCAACGUCUGCACCGAGACCAUCUGCCGUGACUGGCCGGUCCGUCUGCAAAAUUCAUCGCGUGAAUGUCUCGGUAUCUCCACCUGCUCUGCGAGAGCUUCUCAGGCGACCAGUCUUCGCAGCGUAGACUCCGUCGCGCUGAUGGGAAACGGACGUCGACACACACAUUCUGCGUCCAGCGCACAACUGAGCCUCGCUUCAGAACAAACAGUAAGAAUUCCACCAAAUACGAAUGAAAAUGUCUUAAAGGAUUUUCAGGAGAAUCAACAGAGGACAUGA